Molecule: messenger RNA, 371 nt
Organism: Bursaphelenchus okinawaensis
Lineage: Eukaryota; Metazoa; Nematoda; Chromadorea; Rhabditida; Aphelenchoididae
Source: the annotation of a GenBank genome assembly
AUGGCCGAAAGAAAGCCUACAGACGUCCCAGAUUCCAUUUUAUAUAAUGAGACAGCUAUCAGAAACAAUUUCCAAGUCUUAGAGUAUUCAAGGACUUGUCAUGCAGCUCUGGCUGGCAUUGCUGCUGGUAUAUUGGGGUUGACGAGUUUGUGGGGAUUUGGAUUCUACUUUUUGAUGGUAUUAUUACAAGUAAGUUUUAUUUUGUUUUCUGAAUCUAUUUUUAGGCUGGAAUUUGGGAAAUGAAAUCGAACUUUGAGUGGAACAAGUACUUCUUCAGCAGAUCUCUUAUUGUAAACUACUCGUUUGUUGGCGGUCUAUUCACUUAUGUCUUGUUAUGGGUAUUUAUCUACGGAAUUGUGCAUGUUUACUGA